Messenger RNA from Vitis vinifera (wine grape), 498 nucleotides. RefSeq lists its product as uncharacterized. Bases 1 to 498 code for a protein of 165 amino acids. The record is from RefSeq and is a predicted model, not a curated record. The transcript has 2 exons. Lineage: Eukaryota; Viridiplantae; Streptophyta; Magnoliopsida; Vitales; Vitaceae.
AUGGCUAAUGCUCAUAGAAGAAGGAAUCAGAUGAAUAGAGUCAAAGUGAAUGGGAGAUGGUACAAUGAGGAAAGGGAGAUCAAAGAGGUGGUUUGCAGGGUGUAUCAGGGGCUGCUGGCAGAUCCAGGGGGGUGGAAGCCCAGGAUAGAUGCCUUGAUUUUUGAGAGGCUGGAAAAGGGGGAUGUGGAGGGGCUAGAGAAGCCAUUCUCGGAGGAGGAGGUUUUUGGGGCACUGUCAGGUUGUUGCAGUGAGAAAGCGCCAGGCCCUGACGUGUUGAUUCCUAAGAAAGGGGGGGCAGAGGAUUUGAAGGAUUUUAGGCCAAUUAGCUUGGUGGGAGGGUUGUAUAAGUGGUUAGCUAAGGUGUUGGCUAAUAGAAUAAAGGGCGUGUUAGCUAAGGUCAUCUCAACGUCCCAAAAUGCUUUUGUGGAGGGGCGGCAAAUCAUGGACGCAGUGCUGGUUGCUAAUGAAGCAAUUGACUCCAUUGUUGAAAAGCAAUAA